Molecule: messenger RNA, 1506 nt
Organism: Fusarium proliferatum ET1
Lineage: Eukaryota; Fungi; Ascomycota; Sordariomycetes; Hypocreales; Nectriaceae
Exons: 2
Coding region: 1-1506 (501 amino acids)
Biological process (GO): protein import into peroxisome matrix
Cellular component (GO): cytosol; peroxisomal membrane
Molecular function (GO): ATP binding; ATP hydrolysis activity
Source: RefSeq, a predicted model, not a curated record
AUGCCUGACGCUCAGAAAUAUGAGCAUACUUCUCCUUACCGUGCAAACCCUGAAUCGGCCAUCUCGAAGCCUACUUCUUCUCAGGCUCUACCGUUUGGAUCUCUGCGACCCGUUCCAGAUGGUGAUGGCGCAACCAGUUCCUACUUUGAGCACUCGAACGGCAAGCGAAUCAACACUGAUCUUGUCUUCACCGCAGCUCUCAAGAAGCAAUACCCUGAGCUCAACCUUGUUGUAGUCCCACAGGACGGCGAUAUCGGAAGCCCUUGCAACUUACUGGCUUUCGCAGGCGCCGGCUACGCUACCGUGACUCCAAUUCAAGACAAGGGCGACCUGCCAUCAUCGCUCGAAUGGACGGUUUACUUGCCACCCGCCCGUCGGAUGGAUGGCAAUAAAGGAGGCUUGGCCGAGGCGCCCAUCUUUGGCAAAUUCCUCUACCAAUGGGAGGGUGCGGAAUUCAUCGUCUAUCUGGCCGAUGGUCGGGAUGGGUCGAGCUCCUACCCAGCACUCAAGAACUACUACAUCCUCACAGCUGAUGUCUACAAAGCUGAUCAGCUUGUUCUCACUGUUGGCUCAUGGGGAAGCGACCUGCAUAAUGAGGUCUGGGUCUUCGAUCAGGGCUUUUUUCACAAAGAUCGCGAGCUGUGGGAGAGUGCGCAGAAAUCAACAUGGGAUGCAGUCAUCCUAGACGAGGAUAUGAAGAAGUCGCUCAUAAAUGACCACAUCUCCUUCUUCGAGUCGAGGCAGACAUACGAAGGUCUCGGCGUACCAUGGAAGCGAGGAAUCAUCUACCAUGGACCCCCUGGAAACGGAAAGACUAUCAGCAUCAAGGCUGCAAUGCAUAUGCUAGCUGAUAGAGCCCCUCCCGUUCCCACUGUGUAUGUGCGUAGCCUCGAGUCGUGGAUGGGACCCCAAGGCUCUCUUUACGAGAUCUUUCAGAAGGCCAGGGAGUUUGCGCCAUGCUACUUGGUGUUUGAAGAUAUCGAUUCUCUCGUUACACCCGACGUGAGGAGCUACUUCUUGAACGAGGUCGACGGCCUAAAGCAGAACGAUGGCAUAUUUAUCAUCGCCAGCACUAACCACCUGGAGCUCUUGGACCCAGGGAUCGCAAAACGUCCAUCUCGCUUCGACCGAAAGUAUUACUUUCCCGACCCAAACAUUGACCAACGAGAGGCAUAUUGCCGCUUUUGGCAGAAGAAACUUAAGCCCAACAAGGAAAUCGAGUUCCCCGACAAGUUGUGCAGGGCCAUCGCUGAGAUCACGGACAAAUUCAGCUUUGCUUACAUCCAGGAGGCGUUUGUAGCAACCCUGUUGGCCAUCGCUCGGCGUUCAAAGACCAAGCCAACAGUAGAAGUCUCUGCAGAGGCGUGGGUCUUGGUUCGUGAUGAGUUUGGAGCUGACCUAGCCUCGGAUAAUGGUGAACUAGACAGACUGGAGCUCUGGGUCGAGAUAAAAAAGCAGAUCGAGAUCCUUCGAGAAGGUAUAGAAGAGGAACAAGAAGCAUCUUAG